AUGGUUGAAGAGCUCAGGGUGGAUACAGUGGCACAGCUGAUGUUGUGGAAGUGGGACAAUGAGAGGCCACUCAAGCGGCUGCGAUCGUGUGUUGCAGCUAGGCAGCUUUUCAAGUUGCCAACCCUGGACAAUUUGACAGUGCAAGGUGAGUACCAGAGGCUGACAAAGACUAGUGUCCUUUGUGUUCUCGAGAUGCACACGAAGCGGAAACAUAAGAAGUACAAGGAGGACCCUCCUGACAUUAGGUCACAGAGGUUCGAGAUGCUUCGCACGAAGUAUUCUUUGCUGUUGGCCCAGGUGAUGAUCAAUGCAGAUUUGCCGGUGGUUUCACUCAUCAAUUCUCUUGAGGACCCGAAAGCAAGUUGGGUCCACCUUUUUGCAGCGAGGAGGGGGAACACACUGAAGAACAGGUAUAAAGUUUGGAAACCAUUCGAACGUUGGCUGGAGACGCACCGUAGCUGUCUUUUCCCACGGGAUGUCAAGGAUGCUAUCGACUAUUUACAGCACAGGGUCAAUGAGGGUUGUGGGAAGACCAUCCCAGAAUCUCUGGCGACGACCCUUGGGAUGCUUGAACAAUUGGGCAGAGUGAUCGAAGGGAACAGGAUUUCAGAUGAUCCAGUGUGGAAAGGGCACAUCAAAUCUUGGGCAGCUGAACUUGCGUCGGAGUCGGCGCCACGGAAACCGGCUGAGAUGUACACAGUUGCAAUGGUGAUUUCACUUGAGCUCACUGUGGUGGAGAAUCAUCUCCCCGCCUUUCAACGGGCAUUGGCAUGGGUUGUGCUUUGCAUGGUGUGGGGAGCGAUGAGGUGCGAUGACGUGCAAGCUGUUUUGCCACAUCGCAGCUCACUUUCAAACUAUGGGUUGCGUCUGGUGCUUGGGAAAACGAAGACAACAGGGCCAGACAAAAUGCAGAAAGAAGUUGCGGCAUUUGUGUACCGCACCAUUUCGCUUUCUGGAGAGGAUUGGCUGCGUGCAGGCUUUGAAAUUUGGGAGUCUGAUGAGUUCAGGUUCAGAAGGGACUACUUGGUGAUGGAGCCAACUUCGGACUGGAGGAAGGUCAGGCGGAAGUUCUUGACACCGGCUGGCCUCAGCUCGGAGAUUUCAAAGCUGCUGAGCAUGUUGGCAGUUCCUCGCCGAGUGGCACUUGGAUGGGAGCUCAUGCCACAUGCUUUGCUUCUUCCAGAUGGAUUGGAGACGUUCUUCAGCGGCCACAGCCCCAGGAAUUUUCUUACUUCCAUUGCAGCUGCAAUUGGCUUUUCAAGGGAUGAGCGUGCAUUUCUUGGUAGGUGGACCAUGGGCAUGACUUCGUCUGAAGAGUAUGUAAGAACCUCUAGACAGGUUGUGCACAAAAUCCAGCGUGCAGUGAACCGCAGCUUGGUUGAAGGGUUCGAGGAGCCUUACUUCGAAGAUGAGGCCAUCCAGAAACUGUGUGACACUGCAGAGGCCGCAGGAGCUAAUCCAAACAGAAUCAAGAAACGACAUGCAGUUUUGUCAAACUGGUCAGGUCGCAACUCGCUCGGUGGAAUUUUUCCCACCCUUGAGGUUUUUGAUGACGAUGUGCAGGACCAAGAUGAGUCUCAGGAAGCACAGGCGGCGCUGGCAGAGUCUGUGGCUAAGAUUUGUGAGAAAGAUGCAGCCGUUGCAGAAAAGGUCACAAAAUAUUUCAUCACCAUUUCGAGAAGAUCUGCGUUGAGACGUCUUCAUUUGACAGGUUGUUUUGUGAAGCCUGACAGGGACAAUGUGGACGCGGACAUGCAGUUCAUUUUGGGGGAAUCUGGUGUUAGCCUGGAGAACCAGGUUGCAAUUGGCAGACAUUAUGGUACGUUGCGUAAGUUCAGUGCAUUAGGGGAUGAUAGAGCAUCUAUACGCACUGCCUGCUUGCAAGACUUUGCCAUUCCAGGCGAUACACCUGCCAGCCGUGCUCAAACGGCGUCGGUGGUUGCAGCUUGGGAGACUGCCAAGGAGUACAUGGCGAAGGAGAUCGAGUUGAAAGCUGAAGCAAAGGUACUAGGCCAGCCCAGAGUGCUUCAGAUACAUGAGAGGCAGGCAAUGCUGAGGGCAGUGGAAGCCAUUCAUGGACAGCUCAACGAUUCAGAGUGUCCGUCAUCGGACUAUUUGUCCCUGAAGGCGGAGGAGACUGAGUGCAAUGAACCUUCUGCUGCACCGUUGGACGAGAUCUUGAGCAAGCAAGCUUCAUCCAACUCGCAGAUACAAUCAGCAGUUGACAAUACGGGCCACAUCAGGGUCACCAGGACAAAGACAAAGGCGAAGAUGCCGGUGUCAACAGAAGAGUACAGAAAAAUCAUGAAAGUUGAAAUGUAUGCCUGGUUGGCAAUGUCAUCUCGUUACAAAGCCAAGCACUGGCUACAUGGACUGACGGCGGCUCCAUUUCAAAGAUUUACAGAAUACAUCUUGGGGGAUCGAGUUUACGGUAUACAGAUACCGGCUGCCUCUUCCGAAGCUACAGCUCAGCGGGUCAAACCUGACUGGUCCAUCGUGCUGGCAUAUGAGCACAAGCUCAGGAAGGAAGCCAUGAAGUUAGUUUUGGCAGGGCACUCCCUUUCUGAUGCCCUGGAAUCGGUGAUCAAGAACCCCGACCUCAAAGAAGCCUAUUUCACAACUCCUAUGGCACUACGUGCUUCGAUGCCAGAUGUGCAGCCAAACAAGUUUCCGCGCUACAACAACAAGGGCGGGUUUGGAUCCUUUGGUGGAAAGCAGUCGUCAUUUCAGAAGGGCAAAGGAAAGGGGUUCAAAGGGAAGACAAAAGGAAAGGCUGGUGACCCAAGAUUGAAAGGGUUGAGUUUGGCUUGGAGGAUGGGCGUGAGUUGUGUUUUGCAUGGAAUACUGGUGAUUGUGAUGGAAGUUGCGGAAGAGUACAUCAGUGCAGAGUCAAAGCCAGAAGUGGCAGCUUCUCCCAGCAAAGCUGCACAACCUUCUGGAGACAAUGAGAAGCCAGUUCUCAAGGUAAUGUACCUUUUUGCAGGGCAUCAACGCCACUCCGACAUAGGCUCAUUCUUGAAGAAAGCUGCUGAAUCGGGUAGUUUCAAAUUGGAGUUGAUGGAAUUCGACAUUGAACGUUCACCUGAACAUGAUUUGACAGAUGAAAGUCUGUGGGGGCGCAUUUUCAGUCUUCUUAAGGAAGGCGAUUGGGUGCUCAUUGUGUCACCACCUUGCAAUACAUUCAGCAGAGCACGUUUCCAGUUGCAACACCCAGGGCCAACACCGUUGCGAACUCAGAUAUGGCCCAGAGGAUUUCCUUGGCUCAACAACCGUGACAAACUCAAAGUUGAAGAGGCUAAUUUAUUUGUUGAUCGUUGUUUGGCAGCAUGUGAGUGCACCGCAGAAUCUGGAGGUAUAUUUUUACUUGAACAUCCAGAGGACCUUGGGACAGUGCGUGGCGAGAGGCCGGGGUCAAUCUGGCAGUGGCCAGAAUUGUUAGAGCUCAUCCCCAAGUUGGGAGCAGUUUCAUUCGCGUUGCAUCAGUGUCAUUUUGGAGCAAGCACUCCGAAACCAACAAGAUUUUUGACAAACAUGGAAGUCGAUGACAAUAGAUGUUUUUGCGCUUUGCCAAAGUUUGACAAAUUUGGUAACUACAAAGGUCCACUCCCCAGACAUUGUGGACAUGAACAGACUGUGAAAUUGAUUGGCAAAACAGGGGCAAAAUGGAAUACGGCUCCAAGUGCUUCAUAUCCUCCGUUGUUGUGUCAAUUUCUGGCUGGACUCAUCCUUCAUGCCAAGGCAUCCUGCGGUAGGGGGUAUAAGGAUGCGUCAUUGCUGGGGCCCUCAAAAAGAAGGAAGUUCCUUCCGUCAGCAAUUACAGAUUCAAUGGAGCAAGUUACACAUUCAGUGGCAGAUGCGUCAUCAGUGGCGCAAGUUGCUAGUUCCACGGCAGAUGCAUCAACAAUUGUGGUGGAUAGCAGUGAUGAAGGUGGUUCACAGGUUCAGGAUUCUGGUAAAGAAGUUGAAGCGGUUUCUAAUCAGACAAUUUGCGAAGAAGUGGAAGAGUUUGACAUGUCAGCUUGUGGGAAUACAGGCGCUCCAAUCAGUGUGGAGUGGGAUCGCGUGCACAGGGGUUUCAUUGAUGGAUUUGGCCUUUGCAGCCCUUGCAGGUGGAAACCGUCCAAGAGGGGUGGUAAGCGCACUGCGGACAUGUUGAAACUGGCAGAAGACACUUUUCAGAUCCUGGCGGAAGCUGUACAAGGGGAGAUCCAAGAUAUCAGGCUGGAAGCAUUUAAACUUGUUACUGGCAAGCUUGAAGGUUCACCUUUUUCUGAUUCAUGUUUACAGCGGGUGAGAUCAAAAUGGUUUGGGUUGUUGGAUGAUCCGACAGAUGCAGCAGUGGUGGAUGAAGGUCAGCCCUUCUACUUGAGGGCCUUAUCACAGUGGCUCAAGCGUUUUGGGGAUCCGGAUGCACACUGGUUGAUUGAUGUCGAAGAUUCUUUUGCAACGGGGGUUUACGUUGGAACAGACAAGCCCCUGCCCCGGUCUCCACAGAUCUUUCCGCCCAAGCUCAAGCACAAGAAGCUCGAUGAUACAGAGUUCUUGCCGAUAGCAGAGAAUUAUGUUUCAGCACAGGUUUCUUCCAAAGAACUGGAAGACAAGUUCUGUGAAGAAGAAAGACUUGGGCGCAUGCACCCUUCCAAGUUGGGAGUAUUACAACAAGAAUACGGGGACACCCUGAGGGUAGCAGCCAUGGCUGCAAUCUUGAAGCCGGACGGCACAGUCAGGCCGUUGCAUGACGCUACGCACUCUGUGAUGGUGAACCACAGCAUCGUUUACAAGGAUAAGAUUGAAUGCCCUGGCCCUCCUGAAAUAGCAUCCAUCGUUCGUGAAGCCACGGGUACUGGCGAAGCUCCUUUCUGUGUUAGCGCUGACAUCAAGGCGGCACACAGGCUUGUUAAAAUUCGGAAACGGGAUUGGGGCCUUCUUUGUUGCAGAGCAGAUUCUGGGUCCAGUACGGUAUGGGUCAAUCAUACAGGCACUUUUGGUGUGGCAAGCGCACCAUACUGGUGGGCAAAACUUGCGGGGCUUCUUGGGAGGUUUGUUGGGUACCUCUUCAAUCAGCGUUGGAUGAUGCAGAUGAUUUAUGUGGAUGACUUGCAUGGAUCAUUUGUGGGAAUGCAGAAGUUUCUGCACCUUUGGGUCUGGGUGCUGGCCUAUGAGAUGAUAGGUACGCCCUUUGGGUAUCACAAGUUCAAGGGUGGCUACGCAUCUGACUUUGUUGGUUACCACAUCAGGUACGAUUUAUCCCAAGUUGGGAUUUCUGUAAGAAGGGGCGACUGGCUAUUACAAUGGAUAGCGAAAGUGAGGGCCAAUUCCUAUGUGGUCCCAGCUAGGGAGUUUGCGGAGUUUUUGGGGCGGCUUGGUUUCAUCUCUCAACUGAUCACGUGGGUAAAACCACACCUGGCUCCUUUGUUUGCAUGGUCGGCGGUGACGGCGAAAGGAACUGUGGGAAGACUCCCUGAAACUAUAAUUUUGACUUUGAGGUACAUUGAGGUUGAACUUGCAACAGGAACUUACAUGGUUUCAACUCACAGGCCUAAGGUCAUCGCUGGUGAGAGGUUUCGCACAGAUGCGAAGUGUGCGGAUGGAUACAUUGUGUUAGCAGGCUGGGAGCUUGACACUAAGAGGUGGUACAGUCUUCGCAUUGGGCCGACAGAGGCCCCCUUUCUUUUCAAACCUGGGGGGGCUUCGCAAUGGGCCUCCACAUCUGCUGAGCUGCUUGCCACGCUGUUGGCGUUGCAUGCGUUUGGAUGGCUGGUUGAGAACAAGGACAGGAAGUCCCUUGAAGCUUUGAUGUUUGCGGGCACAGAUAAUUUGGCCAAUGAGGCCCUUUCUGCGAAACGAUCUACAACAAAGUGGCCAUUGAUGGCAGUGAACAUGCAAUUGUCGGCAUCUCUCUCGAAGGCGAGAUUGUCGCUAGGAUUGAAGUGGCGCCCGAGAGAGGAGAACACUGAGGCUGACAGUUUAACCAAUGAAAUUUUCACAGGUUUUGAGGAGAGUGCACGGAUAAGGUUGAAAUGGGAAGACAUUGAAUUGGAUGUUCUUAAUGCGCUGGUUCAAACAAGAGCGCAAUUUGAUGCUGCAAGAGAAAGUGCAAGGGAGGCUGCCAAGUUGGAGCCAAAGGGCUCGAAGAAACGAUAUGACAAAUCCCAAUGGUGA
This is a messenger RNA of Cladocopium goreaui, 6162 nucleotides long. NCBI's taxonomy places the organism in Eukaryota, Dinophyceae, Suessiales, Symbiodiniaceae. The record is from the annotation of a GenBank genome assembly.